ACAUUAUCACCAAACCUAUGCAAGCGUCAAUAUAUAUUUUUUUUGCCAUUUUUACAACUUUUAUCCGCAAAUGGAGCUUUUUAACGAAAGUGAUACAUUUAAGAUGUACUUUUGCGAGAAUAGGUUAAAAACUUUUGAAGGGUGGCCAUUUGACGAAGACUGCGCCUGCACACCGGAAAACAUGGCAAAGGCUGGCUUCAUUUACACGCCUGUCGACAACAGCCCAGAUGCUGCCACGUGUUUCUUCUGCCUCAAGGAGUUGGAGGGCUGGGAGCCGGACGAUGACCCACAGAAAGAGCACAAAUCGCAUUCACUCUCGUGUCAUUUCUUGGCCUUGAAGAAGAAAGUAGAGGAGCUGCCUUUGAACGAGUUCUUGAAGCUCCACCAGGCGAGGCACAAGCGCCUCAUCAGCAAAAACUGUAACGAGGCCGUCGACAAGUUUGAGGUGGCUGCAAGAUUGGUGAAAUCGGAAAUUCUCAAGAUGGAAAUGGGCAAAUAAGACAUUGGGGACGGCGUGGCGCAGUGGAAGAGUGGCCGUGCACAACCCGAGGGUCCCUGGUUCAAUUCCCACCUAGUACCAACUUCGUCACGUCCGUUGUGUCCUGAGCAAGACACUUCACCCUUGCUCCUGAUGGGUCCUGGUUGGCGCCUUGCAUGGCAGCUCCCUCCAUCAGUGUGUGAAUGUGUGUGUGAAUGGGUAUGUGGAAGUAGUGUCAAAGCGCUUUGAGUACCUUGAAGGUAGAAAAGCGCUAUACAAGUACAACCCAUUAUCAUUUACAUACCUUGAUGUUGCA
Nerophis ophidion (straightnose pipefish) is the source of this 794-nucleotide messenger RNA. RefSeq names its product baculoviral IAP repeat-containing protein 5.2-like. The record is from RefSeq and is a predicted model, not a curated record. The transcript has 2 exons. Bases 71 to 499 code for a protein of 142 amino acids. NCBI's taxonomy places the organism in Eukaryota, Metazoa, Chordata, Actinopteri, Syngnathiformes, Syngnathidae.